AGCAGUGAGUGGUUUUGCUUCAGCAGUCUGCCAGAGAGGACACUUUAGAGAGAACCGAGCUGGAACAGACCUGGAUCCCGGCUGAGCAGAGAGCAACUCGCGACCGCUGGGUCCCAGAUCAGCCUGGAUGAGGAGAGGGAGGAGGGAAGACCCAUGCAUAUGCCAAGCACGUGUUGGACCUGUUCCUCUUCUGAUUGAAGGAGGGGAGUUUUGGUUUUUGAGCCGCAGCUGACCAAAAACAUUUUGUUAUUGCAGCUCCGAUUUUUUUAUUUUUUAUUUUUUAGAUUUUGUUUUACAUCAUUUUAUUAUUUGGUCAUGUAAAAUGUGCCAAUUUUUCAGUGGAAGCUCAGCACAUGGACUGUAGGGGCUAGGGUAGUAUAGAUGCUGGGCCAAGGCCAGUCUUUCCUACAUGCUCCCCGCUGUCCCCCUGCACAUCACAUGAAGCCAGACAAGAAACUGCCGCGGUGUGUAAGCCAAGACAUCCCCAGGGACAUCAACAACAAUGAGUCGAAAUGGCACAUCCAGGACCCGGCCAGCCAGAGACUCACAUGGAACAAGCCUCCCAAAAGUGUCCUUGUCAUCAAGAAGAUCCGCGACGCAGGUCUUCUCCAGCCAUUCAAGGAGCUGUGUACCUUCCUCACCGAGGUGAAGAGCAUGAUUGUUUACGUGGAGAGAAAAGUUCUAGAGGACCCCGCCAUCGCAGGCGAUGACGCCUUCCGGACCACCAUGAACAAAUUCUGCACAUUCCGCGACGAUCUGGACGAUAUCUCCAACUACGUGGACUUCAUCAUCUGUCUCGGUGGCGAUGGAACCUUGCUGUACGCCUCCUCACUUUUCCAGGAGAGUGUUCCCCCAGUUAUGGCCUUCCACCUGGGCUCUCUUGGCUUCCUCACCCCCUUCAACUUCGACACAUACCAGUCUCAGCUCAACCAAGUCAUCGAGGGGAACGUGUCUAUCGUGCUGCGCAGUCGGCUGCGUGUGCGCGUGCAGAAGGACAGCCGGGAGAAGAGGGCGAAGGUGGAGGAGAACGGAGUCAUCCUCACCAACGGGGAUGGAGAAGGCAUGCACAAGGCCGCACAGUACCAGGUCCUGAACGAGGUGGUGGUGGACCGGGGGCCCUCCUCCUACCUCUCCAACGUGGACCUCUUCCUGGACGGACACCUCAUCACCACCGUUCAGGGGGACGGCGUGAUCGUCUCCACGCCGACGGGCAGCACGGCAUACGCGGUGGCGGCGGGCGCCUCCAUGAUCCACCCCAACGUCCCGGCCAUCAUGAUCACCCCCAUCUGCCCGCACUCGCUCUCCUUCAGGCCCAUCGUGGUGCCGGCCGGCGUGGAGCUCAAGGUCAUGCUGUCCAGCGAGGCGCGGAACACUGCCUGGGUGUCCUUCGACGGCCGUAAGAGACAGGAGAUCUGCCACGGGGACAGUAUCACCAUCACCACUUCCUGCUUCCCGGUUCCCUCCAUCUGCUUCCGGGACCCGGUCACGGACUGGUUCGAGAGCCUGGCUCAAUGUUUACACUGGAACGUGAGGAAGAAGCAGCACCACCUCACCUCUGAGGAAGAGGAGUUCUGAGGGCUUCUGUUUGGCCCGUUGUCCCCCCCCCCCCUGCCAGCUCUGUCGGCCAAUCAAACAUGAUAUCCAGUCAGUGGGUCCUGGGGUCGAAGCCAGCUACAUGGUUAUUCAUUGAUGACAUGAAUUUGAUUUGAAUUAUUAUUAUUUGUAAUUAAUAAUAUGAAUAGUUUAUUCAUAACAAUAUUCAAUAUUCUAGUUAUAGUAACGAUAGAUUUUUAUUAUCAGCCAUAAUAAUUAAUAAUACUAACAAUUGUAUUAUUAAUAAUCAUGGUUCUGAUUUUAUUAUUAUAAUUAUAUAUUUUUUAUAAUGACACCUUCAAAGUUCAGAAAGGGGGAGCCUGCGGGGUGUUGUUAUCCUACUGUCUGUGCUGGGCUACCGAGGUCUACCCCGAGGGGUAGCGUUCCAAUCAGUUCCCCUGAGCUCAGAUCGUGAGGUGGGAGGCAAAACCUGGCAGGGUCGUUCCCCUUCCGGACCUGGAGCGUGGACAGCGCUGUACACACGGGGCCGUUUGAUUCGAUGGUCUGUGCGGGCCAUCGUAGGCGAGCGUUGUGAUCCGGUGUCGGAACACUUUCUACACUUUACGGGAAGAUCACUGGCUGUCAGGGAAGGCUCAACAAUGACCACAUAUCCUACGUGUUCAAAUUAAUGGAGCUACGUUUUUAAUCUGCUUGAUAUGAAGUCUAAUUUUAUACAUAUAUUUAAAGGGUUACACACCUGGAAGCGUUGGCGUGUUCGCGUCGCUCUAAAGGCUGAAACGUCAGUUACAAAUGGCGGAUAAAGUUAAUCGAAAGUGUAUAAAGAAAACCAUAAGGGGGGAAAAGUCUUUGGCUUCGCUGAAAACUCAAAUGGCGUCUUGUGUGAAGUUGCUAUUUAAAAAGUUGCAGAACCAAAACGUUUCCUAUAAUGUUAAACAAGACUGUUGCUCUUCAUUUAAUAAGAAAAAAGCAGAAUUUUUCGUCAAAAGAUUGAUACCUUUUUUCUUUUUUUUCACUCAGAUCUUAAUGUAAAGCAGGAGAAAACCAAUGCAAUAGCAUUUCUAAUGUAUAGACUGUGCCUUCACCACUGGUACGUUGUAUUGAAAACUAAUGUCAUUUUUCUAAGGUUUACAAGAUCUUAAUUAUUCUUCUAAACGUGUUCUCACAGUUGUGCAGAUCUACCGUAGCCUUGUACUUGGAGUAUUUUUCUACGCUGUCGCUCUGCGCUGUCAGCACCUGGAAGCAGACAGUAAGUUCCAUUACUCUUGACUCUUCUCGCGAUACUACAAAUGUAUUCAGCAGUUGUUUUACAAACCUCUCUCCUAACCCUCGCGUGACCUUUUGUGUUGUGCUUAUCCAGAACCGAAACAUCCAUUCCAUUCAGACCAAAAAAAACCUCAGGUCAAACCCCAGCCGGUCUUGUGCGUGUUCUUUGUCGUGGACGUGGUGGUAGUCGCGUCGUAAGCCAUAGGGGGACAUGCACACGUCUAACGGGGGUCUUGACACAAGGUGGGACCCUGUACUGGUGGAGGUUGGGUUUUUAGUCGGCGAUUGUUAGCGUGGGUGGUGGUGUGCUCAAAGUCUGAGUUGUGUGUGUGUGUGUGUGCGUGUGUUUUGAAUACGUAUAGCGUGUCUGAUGUAUAAUGUGGAAGGUCUGUCAUUUAUUCAGUCGGGAUACUUAUUGACCAGCCCGUGGACCAGUGUUCCCGUUGAUCACUAGCUCGUAUCACUGUAUGUUUUUCAAGAAGACCCAGAGAGAUCAUUCCUCUUAAUUUCCUGUAAGUGUUGAGUGUGCCAUGUAUCGUGUUCAGUCUCCUCAAUCUACUAAAGGCUCAGUUAUGGUCCUGCGUCGACACAACGCAAGGGGCUUUACGGACCCCUUACGUCCUUGCUGACCCUCCUUGUGUCCACCGCAAGCGACGUGCGCCUCCAAAAAAUUGUAACCUUGCAUCGAGGCGACGCAGCCCCAGCAAGGGCUGUGAUUGGUCCGCUCGCUAAAACCCGACACAGAACCAAAACAGGUUCACGACUGCGUCAAAGCGUCGGCGUGGUCCUUGCGUUGCGUCGACGUGGAACCAUAACUGAUCCUUGACCCGUUAAAGAGGCAUCCCCGACGUUGGUACUCCCUCCAUGUUUAGAUUUAAUCAUCAGAUUAUUGAAGUAAGUCCCAGUGGUUUUGAGAAACCUAAAUCUUAAUAUAUCUAUAUAAAUUCUUUUUUUUUUUACUACACGUUUACUUUUGAAGUCCGUGGCCCAAGGGUUAAACCAAGAGCCUUACUGAAAUGGCUGACCACUGAAGAAUCAUUCACAAGAAACAAAGGAGUUGUACAAUGAAACGCUACCGCCAGUGUCCCUUCAGACCUAACCUUGUGAAUGAGGGGCCCUUCUCGUCUCACCCUUGUCAACGGAUCCUUCUUGGGUUUUGUCCGUCAGGAACUACGAAUUUCUUCAUUGUUUUUUACAUUACGCCAAGUAGUCGAGUCUUUGCGAAAAGUGCUUUUCACUUUCAAAACCUGUUUUUCUCAGCCCUCACUUUUGUAAUGGUACAUUUGUAAAUAAUUCUGUAUGAAUUCUGCUAUUUUUUUCUCGCCCAGAGCACUUUAAUAAACAACAAAUCUUUAACAUGGAAA
Molecule: messenger RNA, 4181 nt
Organism: Gadus macrocephalus (Pacific cod)
Lineage: Eukaryota; Metazoa; Chordata; Actinopteri; Gadiformes; Gadidae
Gene: nadka
Product: NAD kinase a
Exons: 10
Coding region: 382-1575 (397 amino acids)
Biological process (GO): NAD+ metabolic process; NADP+ biosynthetic process
Molecular function (GO): NAD+ kinase activity
Source: RefSeq, a predicted model, not a curated record